This is a messenger RNA of Pyrenophora tritici-repentis Pt-1C-BFP, 768 nucleotides long. The record is from RefSeq and is a predicted model, not a curated record. Lineage: Eukaryota; Fungi; Ascomycota; Dothideomycetes; Pleosporales; Pleosporaceae.
AUGGCCACUACGCCUCCUUCCAGUCUCCUGGACCUUCCCAGAGAAAUCCGAAAUACGAUUUACGAAUUUUAUCUCACAAGAAAAUGUGGGUACGUAUAUCGCAUGCCCCAGCGGAGGUUUACGGGUGCCGAUGGUCGGCCGGUUGACCUCGCCCUCACCCUAACCUGCAAACAAAUUGCAAACGAGCUCGAGGGCCUUCCCUUCAGCUUGGACAAGUUGAUCUUCAUGACAUGGCUUCCCAUCCGCGGUCCCGAUUGCGAAACGGCCAUCUGUCAGGAACUUUACUUUUCCAAAUACGAAUACGACCAGCAAGGUGUCUCCAAGCACGCCGCGUCGCGCUUCACAAAAGCGGUGGAAACCAUUACCGAUCGGGAUCGCCCUGAUAGCGAUAACUUUCCUAGGUUCGUGCUCAUCAAAUCAAGAACGAAACAUUCGUCACAUGUUCUUGACGAAGACCUUGUUGCAAUAGCGCAUCCCGCAUCACACGCACAAGGCCUAAUACCCUAUUGCCAAAAGAACCCCAAGAUGCGCAUCGAAAAGAGAGUCGACAUGUGGCGCAACCUACUCCAGGGAGGUGCAACACCCUUUCACUAUGGAGCUAGGCAAGAUGACCUAGAAUCCAAAAUGCCUAAGGAUGUCUUCACAUUGGUUCUGGACGGGGGCGAGACUCGGAACGGACAUCUGAGGUAUUCAAGAUCGUCCACAGGGACUGUGCCUGGCAAAUGGCAUUCGACAUCUCUCUUACACGCUCGUACUUCCAAAUCCUAA